Molecule: messenger RNA, 846 nt
Organism: Fusarium subglutinans
Lineage: Eukaryota; Fungi; Ascomycota; Sordariomycetes; Hypocreales; Nectriaceae
Product: bacterial alpha-l-rhamnosidase domain protein
Exons: 1
Coding region: 1-846 (281 amino acids)
Biological process (GO): carbohydrate metabolic process
Source: RefSeq, a predicted model, not a curated record
AUGGUCUCAAACAUGUUUUUGCUACAAAGCCUCGAUCUCAUGAGCAAGAUCUGUGGCGUGCUGAGACGGAAGGAUGAACAACAGAGAUUCAAGGAGGACUACCAGGCAACACGACUCGAGUUCCAGCAAGAAUAUGUCACACCACGGGGGCGCAUUACCUCAGAUUCCCAAGCUGCAUAUGCACUAGCUAUUUGUCUUGACCUCCUUGAACCAGCGCAACGUGUACGAGCCGGAAAUCGUCUGAUGGAACUCGUACGGAAGAACGAGUUCAAAGUCGGCACAGGAUUUGCCGCUACGCCAUUCCUUUGCGAAGCCCUUGCAUCUACCGGCCACGUCCAAGUUGCGUAUGCGAUGCUGCUCGAGAAAGUCUGCCCGUCAUGGCUAUACCCAGUAACUAUGGGUGCAACUACAGUCUGGGAGAGGUGGGACAGUAUAUUGCCUGACGGUUCUAUCAACCCGGGAGAAAUGACCUCAUUUAACCACUACGUCUUUGGCGCUAUAGCCAAGUUCAUGUAUGAGAGAGUUGCCGGGCUACAGAGACUUGAGCCUGGAUGGAGGAGAAUUCGUAUUUCCCCCGCUAUUGGCGCUGCCUUUUCUCGAGCUGCCGCAUCGCAUGUUUCUCCUCAAGGGACGAUAUCUUUCGAGUGGGAAACAAGGGUUGUUGAUGGAGAAAAGGAAGAAUUUACUAUCAAAACUACGGUUCCGCCGAACACUGUCGCUAAAAUUAUUCUUCCUGGUUUGGAAAAGGAACAGGUAAAGGAGGUUGGUUGUGGGCAGUGGACUUUUAGUUCGCUCUUUAAAAGAGAUUAUGAGUGGCCGGUCUUGCCGCUACCACCAAAGUCAUGA